CUUUUUAGGCUAAUGUCCAAGCCCUCUCUUUCUCAUUAGGACUCUCCUCACCAUUACAUAGUACAAGCUCCCAUUAAUGGAGUAUUGGGCUAAGUCUAAAAGAAGAAGGAAGAUGGAGCUAAAAGAGGAUCCUUUACAUGGAGGGAAAACCUCCUAUAAAUAGGGAAAGGGGUGAGGGAAGUACUCCACCCUAAUGGGCCAAACGGGCCGAUGUCGGGCCCAAUGGCCAAAGUGGGCCAGAAUGGGCCGAAAUGGACCUAACUGCUCGGGCUCCGUACUGGACAAUGUCUCGGGCUCUUGUACAGUAAUAGGCCGGGAUAAUAUAUCCCAACACAAGUCCCCCAGUUUCUUGAGUAGUGAGUGCGCGAAUCUGCUCGAGAAAGUAUAUUCUUGCCUGCGCUCUGCCUCUGUCUAGCUGGAACCUGUGUCUUCGAAUAAUCAUAAUACAUGAGUGGAUGUCCACACUCCUGAACGUAAUCUGCCGGUGAGGCACCCCCCUUCCCGACGGGGUCGGGCGAAGGGUGCUCCUCCACGGGCACGCUCCCCCUGAAUGCAUCAGGCGAGAGUAAAGGACUCUGACUCGAGCUUUCCAAUCGGAGAAGCUUUAGAGGUCCAUGCAUCUAUAAACCGACGUCGCGGUACUGUCAAAACAUGAUGCACAUGUGUACGUAUGAAUGUAUGAGGUAUGAUGCAUGAAUGUAUGAAUGCAUGUAAUGUAUGGGUGCAAUGUAUGCGAGAAGGAAUGUGAGAUGUAAUAGAAAGCGGUGGCUCUCGUCGAUAACCCGGGCAUGUCAGCGCCGAGAGGCAGACGUGCUGCAUAAGAUGGUCGUCGCCAUCCUAGAUGGGAUGGGCAAUCCGGAGAUGAACCCGACACAAUGGCACGGCGGGGCCGAUUGUGCUGCAUAAGAGACGUUCGUCGCCAUCCUGGAAGGGAUGGGCGAGCCGAACAUGAGCCAGACACGAUGGCGCUGAGAGGCCGAUCGUGCUGCAUAAAGACGUUCGUCGCCAUCCUGGAAGGGAAUGGGCAAGCCGAACCGUGAACCUGGACACGAUGGCACUGAGGGGCCGAUCGUGGUGCAUAAGACGUUCAUCGCCAUCCUGGAGGGAAUGGACGAGCUGAACGUGAGCUGGGUACGAUGGCGCUGAGGGGCCGAUCGUACUGCAUAAGACGGUCGUCGUCAUCCUGGAGGGAAUGGGCGAGCCGAACCGUGAAUCUGGACACGAUGGCGCUGAGGGGCCGAUCGUGAUGCAUAAGACGUUCGUCGCCACCCUGGGGGGGGAUGGACGAGCUGAACGUGAGCUGGGUACGAUGGCGCUGAGGGGCCGAUCGUACUGCAUAAGACGGUCGUCGCCAUCCUGGAAGGGAAUGGGCGAGCCGAACCGUGAAUCUGGACACGAUGGCGCUGAGGGGCCGAUCGUGAUGCAUAAGACGUUCGUCGCCAUCCUGGGGGGAUCGACGAGCUGAACGUGAGCUGGGUACGAUGGCGCUGAGGGGCCGAUCGUACUGCAUAAGACGGUCGUCUCCAUCCUGGAGGGAAUGGGCGAGCCGAACCGUGAAUCUGGACACGAUGGCGCUGAGGGGCCGAUCGUGAUACAGGAAAAUAGUGAUGAUCAUCUCAUGGCCCUCGGCCCGUCAGUGAGUGGUAAUCGUCUCACGGCCCUCGGCCGUGCUGGUGAUGUGUCAAGUCUCUCUCCUGAUUGGCUGUGAGAAGCCGAUCGUCUGUCAGAACUCCAUCCGGGAAGGCAUGGUGAGCCUGAUAUACAUCUGGGCGAUGUCCCUCCUACCUGAUCUGGGGAGCUAAUCGUCGUUCAUCUACCGUAUCUGUGGUCCUAUGUACGGACCGCUAAGCGGUGGACACUCGGUACGCAACAGACUCCGGUGGAGAACUGGUCCUUCGUGUCUGAUCCAUGGAGCUGGUCUUCGUUUGUCUACCGUAUCCGUGGUCCUAUGUACGGACCGCUAAGCGGUGUACACUCGGCACGCAACAGACUCCGGUAAAGAACUGGUCCUCCGUGUCUGAUCCAUGGAGCUGGUCUUCGUUCGUCUACCGUAUCCGUGGUCCUAUGUACGGACCGCUAAGCGGUGUACACUCGGCACGCAACAGACUCCGGUAAAGAACUGGUCCUCCGUGUCUGAUCCAUGGAGCUAGUCUUCGUUCGUCUACCGUAUCCGUGGUCCUAUGUACGGACCGCUAAGCGGUGUACACUCGGCACGCAACAGACUCCGGUAAAGAACUGGUCCUCCGUGUCUGAUCCAUGGAGCUGGUCUUCGUUCGUCUACCGUAUCCGUGGUCCUAUGUACGGACCGCUAAGCGGUGUACACUCGGCACGCAACAGACUCCGGUAAAGAACUGGUUCUUCGUUCUUCCCAAGUCUCGUGAGUACUGGUCUCCUGGUUUCGCAGGAGACGUUCGUCAUCCCAACUAUGAGAAGAAACAGGUUUACCCACGUCGGGAUUCCCUAUUCUUCGUUCGUCCCUGUCGUGGUGCUACUAAUCUUCUUACUUCGAAGAAGACGUUCGGUCAUCCAACGAUCGCAAGGAUGAACAGGUUUAUCCACGUCGGGAUUCCCUAUUCUUCGUUCGUCCCUGUCGUGGUCCUACUAAUCUUCUUACUUCGAAGAAGACGUUCGGUCAUCCAACGAUCGCAAGGAGGUCACUGGUUUAUCCACGUCGGGAUUCCCUGCUUCGUCGUCCCAUGCUCGUGGCCCUACUAGCCUUCUGCUUUGGCAGAAGGUGUUCAUCGAUCCACGGGAAAUGGGAGGAACUGGUUUAUCCUGCCGAGGUUCCCUUUGGUACGUCUAGCCUCCCCCACGUUCCUACUAACCUCCGCGUCGGGAGACGUUCGACAUACGCGGCGAAGGAAGAUCAGGCAUACCUCGUCAAGACUCCCUCUCUCAUAGGAGCUUCUCUCUCCCCUUCUCCCCAUCUUUUCUCUCUCUCUCUCUCUCUUUUUUUUUUUUUUUUUUUUUUUGAGGGAGGAAAAUACGUUCAUCGGUUUCCAAGAAUGACCACAAGUGAUGUCACACAUAAUGGUGGUGGGAUACAAAAAACGAGUAAAAUGACGAGGCGGUGGAAUAACUGGUCGUCAUGCGAAGGCGAUGGUCACCCUCCUGGAGGGGAUGGGUGAGCCCGAUCGCUAACUCAAGAAGGUCGGCGUUGGGAGCCGAUAUACAAUGAUCAUAAUGUCGCUGAGCGGUCGGUCCUGAUAAUGGAGACGGCAAUAGUGUCCAGGUCAGGCCGAUAUAUCCGAGCAACGGCUCUCAUCCACGCAGUGCGGGGAUGAAACCGGUCUUCAAAAGAUAAAUAUGUCGUGUCGAGAGGCCGAACAUAACAUGAUAAUGUCGGCAGUGAGAGGCCGACCUGAAAGAAUCAAACAACGGUCCUCACCCGCGAGGUGGCGGGGACGGGCCGGUCUUCAAAAGAUAAGCACGCCGAGCCGAGAGGCCGGUCGUGGUAUAAUGGUGUCGGCAAUGAGCGGCCGAUCUGAGAAAAUCAAGCAACGGUCCUCGUCCGCGAGGGCGGGGACGAGGCCGGUCUUCAAAAGAUAAGCACGCCGAGCCGAGAGGCCGGUCGUGGUAUAAUGGUGUCGGCAAUGAUAGGCCGACCUGAAAGAACCAAGCAGCGGUCCUCGUCCGCGAGGUGUGGGGACGAGGCCGGUCUUCAAAAGAUGAACACGCCGAGCCGAGGGGCCGGUCGUAGUAUGAUAAUGUCGGCACUAAGAUGCCGAUUAAGAUAUGGUCCAGCAAUGGUCCUCGUCCGCGAGGUGGCGGGGACGAGGCCGGUCUUCGAAUAUGAUAAUCGCGCCGGUCCGAGAGGCCGGUCGUGAUAUAAUGAUGUCGGCGAUGAGAGGCCGACCUGAAAGAAAUCCAGCAACGGUCUUCGUCCGCGCAGCGCGGGGACGAGGCCGGUCUUCUAAAGAUAAGCACGCCGAUCCGAGAGGCCGGUCGUGAUAUAGUGAUGUCGGCAAUGAGAGGCCGAUCUGAGAGAACAAGCAACGGUCGUCAUUCGCGAGGAGCAGGGAUGAAACCGGUCUUCAAAUAUGAUAAUGGCGCCGUACCAGGGGGUCGGUGGCCAUGUAAGAGUGUCGGCCUGGGGGCUGAUCAUAAAGAACCAAGCAACGGUCCUCAUCCGCGAAGAGCGGGGACGAGGCCGGUCUUCAAAUAUGAUAAUGGCGCCGUACCAGGGGGUCGGUGGCCAUGUAAGAGUGUCGGCCUGGGGGCCGAUCAUAAAGAACCAAGCAACGGUCCUCAUCCGCGAGGAGCAGUGGUGAGGCUGGUCUUCAAAAGAUAAGUAUGUCGGGCCGAGAGGCCGAACGUGAUAUAAUGGUGUCGGCAAUGGGAGGCCGAUCCGAAAUCAAGCAACGGUCCUCAUCCGCGCAUCGCGGGGACGAGGCCGGUCUUCAAAUAAGAUAAUCACGCCGAGCUGGGAGGCCGGUCGUGAUGUAAUGAUGUCAGCAAUGAGAGGCCGAUCUGAAAAUCAGGAUGGUCUCACGGCCCUCGGCCGUGAUGGUCUCCUCUAGGCCCUCGGCCUCUGAUUGAUGGACGAUCGUCUCACGGUCCUCCGUCGUGGUAGUCCACUCUAGACCCUCGGCCUCUAGGUGUUCUUCCUAGGCCAUCGGUCUCUGGGGUGGAGAUGCUCGUCCCACGGUUCUCAACCGUGGUGGUCUCUCCUAGGCCAUCGGUCUCUGGGGUGGAGAUGCUCAUCCCACGGUUCUCAACCGCGGUGGUCUCUCCUAGGCCAUCGGUCUCUGGGGUAGAGAUGCUCGUCUCACGGUCCUCAGCCGUGAUGGUCUCCUCUUUAGCUGGCCCUGAACGUCUUUGAGACUCGGGCCGAGCGUCUUUUAAUCAUUUCGCUUGAGCGCGUCGAGUGAUUUCAGCUGCGCAAUAAGCAUGGUAACGGGCCGCACGGCCCGACAAUAAAUAUGCACACAUAACCAUCUGCAUGGCUUUCUCUCUAACACCCACGAUUACCGGCCUAUGGGUCAUCGUGACCCUCGGCCCGGCUCAUCGUGCGGGUUCAAUGGACGUAACAGCCCGCGGCGGGGCCAAUUAGCAGCCCGCCGAACGCCACAUAGAGAUAUUCAUCGGUCUGUGAGUUUUCAAACUCAGACCCAUGUGGGUCGCACUGCCCUAAAAAAAACGAGGUUGAGUGCUUUGGUGCCCUCGGGCCCCAUAGGCCAUGUUCGGCAAUAGUCACUUCGCGCCUAAUGGCGUAGACUACAUUGGGGUAUGAUCGUCGAUCGGGCAUUUGGUGCCGUGCGGAUUAACGCGCAACCCUCAAAUUAAAAUGCGUCGUUGGGGCAUCGCCCUCCUGAAGACGCUCGGAUCACUUAAUCACGCUGAUCGAGAGUGGGCCAAUAGGCCCACAAGAAAUUAAAUAUUCAAUAAAAUGUUGGCUGAACCAACCAUCACCAGAGCUUCGCUCAACAUUAUUUAACUCGGGACAUUUUAUCCCUAAUAAAUAAUAGUGAUGUAACAGGUAAUAGCAAUGAUAUUAUCCUAUCGAAGGCCAUUCAGAUAUGCCCCGCUCGCUAAUUAAAGCCGACCAGGAGCGGGCCGACGGGCCCACAACAACCAGUCAUUAAUUAGAAUGACGGUGAAAAUAAUUAUCACUAGAGCUUUACUCAUUCGAGUUUUGCCCGACAUUAUUUAAUUCCGGGAUAUUUUAAUCCCUGAUAAAUAAUGGUGAUAAAAAAUACUAGGAAUACUAAUAUUUUAACACUUUUAAGCUUUAACAGUUUAACUACGGAGUAAUAAAUGAGAAAGGCCAAGUGUUACUUAGCUUUUGCAUCCUGGUGGAAUUGAGCAUGUUGAAAAAAGCUUGACUGAGUAACACUCUGGCUUGGCCCACCAUAACCCCCAACUUGGCCAUUCGUAGAUGGCUCCUAGGCUGUACCUCUCUAUCGGCUCUACGCCACCUCCUCCGAACCACUCAAUUUCUGCCGGCCUACAAGCUGUCCCAGCCAUAGUUGCAAUUUUGACUCAGUCAAAAUACUCCAUAAACCUCUCGGCCUUGCUCGGGCCUUUCACGGUUCAGCCAUCCCACGUCCUCAUCCCGCGCUGCUGUCCAGAUUUAAGCAAGAAACCAUUAAUGGCGGAAGCUUCAGCUCGAGGCCGAGCUUCGACCGAAGGACAAGCCAUGGUCUGGCGAGAUGGCAGGGCCCACUGCUCAGGCGUUCAGACGAGGAGGGGGAAGCUAACGGCAGACGGCAUCCGGCGGUGUCGCGAUUCAGACUGAGGAGCUGAGCUUUGUAAGGCGGUAGUCCUCUGAAACGGCGACCACACUACUGGCCUUGUUUAUCCUUCUUUUGCGGAGGUUCCACGGCGGCGGAGACGGUGAUGGCGGCUCCGGCAACUCCAACCCAGAUAUGGAAGAAUCCAGAUCUGAACUCCAGAUUCCAUAGCUUCUUUCCUUCUUCCUUCGCUCGGAUCAGUAGCUUUCCAGUAUCAAAAUCUUCUUAGCAGUGAAGAACAACAUGAAUCUUUUUGAACAAGAUUCCCACAGACGGCGCCAGUGUUGAGUUUAAUCCAACACGAUAUAGAAAUAUAUGUAUGAACACUCAGUUUUUACGUGGAAACCCGAAAGGGAGAAAACCACGGGACUUUUUAGGCUAAUGUCCAAGCACUCUCUUUCUCAUUAGGACUCUCCUCACCAUUACAUAGUACAAGCUCCCAUUAAUGGAGUAUUGGGCUAAGUCUAAAAGAAGAUGGAAGAUGGAGCUAAAAGAGGAACAUGGAGGGAAAACCUCCUAUAAAUAGGGAAAGGGGUGAGGGAAGUACUCCACCCUAAUGGGCCAAACGGGCCGAUGUCGGGCCCAAUGGCCAAAGUGGGCCAGAAUGGGCCGAAAUGGACCUAACUGCUCGGGCUCCGUACUGGACAAUGUCUCGAGCUCCUGUACAGUAAUAGGUCGGGAUAAUAUAUCCCAACAUGUAUUUUCUCUAAUUAUGUGUUUUGUAAUAUUUUAGGUUUAUUGGAGUACGAGAAGAGUUGAAUAUAUAUUUGUCGAGAGAUGAAGUAUGUGAAGCUUGCGAUGCGUUGGUGAUACGAGUGUGUGACAAUUUAUUGUAAACUAUUAGCUCUAAUAAAUUUUUAAAAGAUGAGGAUUUAUAUUGUGAA
Molecule: messenger RNA, 7117 nt
Organism: Cuscuta epithymum
Lineage: Eukaryota; Viridiplantae; Streptophyta; Magnoliopsida; Solanales; Convolvulaceae
Source: the annotation of a GenBank genome assembly